Molecule: messenger RNA, 4546 nt
Organism: Lingula anatina
Lineage: Eukaryota; Metazoa; Brachiopoda; Lingulata; Lingulida; Lingulidae
Product: transmembrane protein 117
Biological process (GO): intrinsic apoptotic signaling pathway in response to endoplasmic reticulum stress; regulation of apoptotic process
Source: RefSeq, a predicted model, not a curated record
ACUUAUCAAAUAAGCUUUACAUGGAGCAAAUCAGGAAAUGGCAACAGCAAAACAUUCCUGACUAACUCUGAAUUUUGGCCGAUUAGGGGCUCCAUUUUCAAAUUGAAGGCAAUUGUCGUCGUGGGAGUACUCAUAGUAUAUCAGCAAAAUAAUGGAAACCAAUGAAGUUGAACCGCAAAACGAUAAAGUGGCAGUGGAAACUAAGCAAGUCACACCAGGCAAACGGGCCUCCUCUUCCUCCAGUGAUGUCAUAACUCCACCAGUGCGAUCCUCCGCCAUAGGCUUUGAAGAUUCAACAACGCGUGGCUCGUAUCGCACAGCUGUUAGUAAAAACUCAGUCAUGAACAAACCAAAGAAGAAAAAGGCCAGUGGAGAGAUGGACACAAAGACAGAAGAACCUUCUGCUAUUGUGACAGGUGAUGGCGUGGAUGGGGUCACCAAGGACACUGCAGAUGGAAGAGGUCAAGGUCUAGGUGAAGGUUAUCGUGAACUGGACAAGAUAGACAGCUGUUUUGUGCAAGGGGAUUCAAUCAGCCAAUUUUCCCUCUAUAUGAAAAAAGACUUCCGCUACUACUUUCAGCACCCCUAUGCACGCCUCUUUGUGGCAUAUUUUGUUGUUUUUUGUAACUUUCUGAUUUACGCAGAAGAUCCUGUGGCACAUAGUUACAAGGAGGCCACAAUUCCAGCUAUUGGGAAUGCCUUUGCAUUGGUGUGUUCCUAUUACCCUGACAAUGCAUGGUCUGUCCUCAAGGUUUUUUGUUGGAUGUUAGGAAUCACUAUUGGCAUUUUCUUUGGGAAGUUUGUUAUACAUAAGUUGCUGUUGAACCGUGUUCUGAAACUGGAAAUGUUCUCAGACGACCAAGGGUCCUGGAUGAUCAUGUUUCUGUGUUGUAUUCUUUGGACCUUUGUCUUCUCGUACGUGUACAACCUGUUCCUGCUGAUAGGUGGCACCAGCACACAGUCUUACGCUCUCUCAGGACUCAUGGGGAUAAAUAACGCCAUCUUUAUGAAGGCUGCAGCGUGUGGGACGUGGUGUGGAGACUUCUUCACUGCUUGGAUGGUAACAGACAUUAUGCUCCAAGAAAAACUCUACCCUGGUUGGGCCACCCCUGUACGCGGAUGGUGGAACAGAAAAAUCAAUCGAAUCAUCCUCUUCUGGGUCUGCGUCAUCACUCUGAGUAUAGUUGUUGUCAUGGUGAUUGCAACAGAUUGGAUUAACUGGGACACCCUGAAUCGAGACUUCUUGCCGACCAAUGAGGUGUCAAGGUCGUUCUUAGCGUCAUUUAUUCUCGUUAUGGAUCUGCUGAUUGUUAUGCAGGAUUGGGAUUUUCCCCACUUUAUCAACAACUUUGACAUCAAGCUCCCAGGCCUCAACACUGCUCACAUCAAGUUUGAGAUACCGAAAUGUCUGAAUGAACUUAAAGAGAGUUGGACUGUCCACAUAACAGGGAAAUGGUUCAACUAUGGUAUUCUCUUCAUUGUCAUGUUACUAGAUCUGAACAUGUGGAAGAACCAAAUAUUUUACCUUCCUGCUGACUAUGGUCAGUACACUGACCCCUCUGGUCAUGUUUACACCGUCCGCAACCUUGAUCAGCUGGCCAAUUUUAACGCCACUCAACUGACCUAUGAAUGGAGGUCUAACAACACUGACCUGUCCACCAAUCAGACGUACCUCGCCGGUGACUCGUUCAUGAAUUCUCGAUACUAUGGUUAUCACCUGGGUAUUAAGGCAAUCGCUUUUGUACCGAGCUUAUCAAUGUUUAUUACAUUUGGUCUGCUUGUGUAUUGUUUUGGUAGGACAAGACCAAAUAAAAUUGAUGUGUAUGGUGGAAGGUUGAGAAAGAGGAAGAAGGCAAACCGCCUUCAAGAAGAGAAAGACACAGACUUAGUCAAUGUUGUGUCGGAUGAAAUUGAUGGUAAGCCUGUUGUUGUGUCCACUAUAAAUGACAGCGGUGCUCCUGUGAGCGUUAGUGGAGUUAAGUGCAAUGAAUUGAAAGACAUGACCUUGACCUCUGAUGCAGGUGAAGGUCAUGAUAACCCUAACUUUGCAGAUGUUGAAGUGCAGCACACUGCGGGUAAAAACUCAAAGGAGGGCAGCGCUGUAGCUGUGACCUUGAAGGGUGAAGGUCAGGAUAAUGGUGGGUUUUCUGGGACAGAAGAAAACAAUGAAGGAGUAAUAGUUGACAAACUUGAAAUGGAUAAUGCACCAAGUGUUGUUUUUGAUGGAGAAAAUUAUGUGAUAGCAGGUAAACCAUCUGGCUCAGUUAAUUCUGCUGAGGAAAAUGGAAAUUCCAAACCAGAUUAUGAUAAUGUGAACAUUCAACACUGAAAAACAUGGAAAUAAAGAGCAAGACAAAGAUAUCACUUCAUUAUAGGUACUAUCAUAUUGACUAAACAAUACUUACAUUUCUGUGGGUAAAACUAUACGUCCAUUAUAUUACAAUUAUUUUAUUAUAAAUAUUUAUUUAAAACAGUAACCCUUUGAACAGUUACUAGAUGCAGCAGUGUCUAUUCAGGACAAUUUGAGAUCAAUUUUAACAUAAAGGAACAUUGAGAACAAACUCCUGGAAGGAAUACAUUUUGAUUGAGGUACUUUCCCAUCACAUCUGGUAACUAUAUAUGGUGUGGAGCUGUGAUGGCAGAGACAAGACAAAUGAUCUCUGUGUGCAGUUUUGGCAGCAAAAGUGUUUCAUAUCAGGAGUUGGUCUUAAAAUUUUUAGAUUUUACAAAUAUUGUUAAUAUGUUGCAGUAUAGAUUCUUAUUGCAAGCUUUAUUGUUAUAAUAAGUUAUUUUCUAUAUUAGUGGUUUAAAAUCUUUGUAAAUUUUAAACAAAGAUAUGUUAAGAGUAAUUUUGAACUUGAAGUUUUGUAUAAAUAGAAAUUUAAUUGAAUAUUUCAAGAGUUAAAUGACAUAUUUUGAUAAAUAAAACAUUUAGAUUGAGCUUAUUACUCUAUAUUACCCCCAGUAGGGUAUAAACCAUCUACAAGAUCCCUCCAUAUGUCCUUGUCCUGAGCUCUUGACUCCACCUGUCUCCAGUUGUAGCUUAAUAAUCAGUCUCUUUGUACAUGUACUGGCUGGUGCUUGUUGAUGUACUAGUACCCUUCUUUUACCCUCUGUGAUCCCCUGUGCAGGUCUUGUGUUGUCAUUACUUGAUUUUUGACUAAAAGCAUCCAUUUUCAGUGUCUUUCCUUGGCUCCUUGUUCUAGUAUAUGCACUUCAUCACUAGCCGCUUCCUUGAAUCUUUUUACAAUGACUGGCCAGAGUCUGAUAUCUUCUUCACAGGCUCGAGUAAUAUAGGUUUAUAUGAACUUACUUACUGUUUAAGUUGCUGCUGUUUUCUGUAUGUGCUUCAUGGAAUAAGAUUGGCUGGACAUUUGUACUAGAUUUUUUCCUUGGUCUUCUGGCUAGGUUCUGUAUUAGAUAACCAUGUGUAAUUUAGCUGAACACCCGCCCUGUGUCUUACUAAUCAAGGCCCGAUAUCCUGGGCUUCCAUUCUGCCUUUACUCAGUGCUAACCUCUCUGCUGCUGUCAGUUGCCAAACCUAUCAGUAGUUUGUAUACAUACAUAUACUGGUUGAUUAUAUAUUCUCUGUGUUAGUCCAUGUAGUUGACAUUUUCAUCUUCUGUUGAUGUAAAGGUUGCUCUGAGCAGAUAAUGAUCACACUUGAUCAGUCUUUUCCUGCAUCAACUGUUUUGUAAGAUUUGUUUAGGCAAAGCUGUAAGAGUAAUAAAUUAUUAACCAGCUCACAAAGACUGUUCAUUCUUGCAAUAGAGAUAUUUUGAGGAAGGGCCUUAAUAUUAUGCCUUGAAGGUAGACAUGUUUUAUCUCUUUAGAAAUGAUUAACAUUUUUAUUGUUGUACCUCAAGACACGGUUAAAAAUAUUAUUUUAGCAUGUUUACAGUAGUUUUGAAGUUGUAACUUGUACAAAGAUGUUUACUUCUCUUCUUACUAUAAAUUAGACAUUAAUGAAAUAUGCAAUUUUUGAGAAUAUUUUUAAAAGCUUAUUCUAAUCAGAACUGUCACUCAGCAUUUAUCUAGCCAUAUUUAUUUCUGUAACAGUGGUUUCUGUGUAGAAUGAGAUUAAUGAUAAAAUUAACGUAAUAUUUCUUUGACAAUGUUAGGUGCGCUUUAAUCAUUUGUAUCUUAUCUGUUGUGCAUGGUUAUGUUCUUGUUAGCUUGUUAUACAUUUGAUUGUAAUGGUACUGUUAAUCUGUGAUUUUUUUAUAUUUGAUUAUGUUAACUGUUUACCUCAUUUUAAACAGUGGCAAUGGGAUAUACUACCAUGCAUAAGAACACUAAGAAUGUUAUCUGGUACCCACCAAAUGGUGUCUGGUUUCAAGUAUUGUGAUUUUAAUUUCAACACUUUGUGAUAUAGCAUCUUGCCAGAAUGAGAAAGCUUUAAUUGUAAAAUAACUGUGUAUAAUUUAAGCAUUAUCUAAGCCAUAUGAGAUGUUAAUUUUCAGUAUGUAAUUUUUUUUCCACACAAUUACUUGGUCAAUUUGUCAAAUGUUAUUUCAUUGAUAUAAAGACAAUCUUUAACUUUGGG